AUUGGUGGGGCCCACCGGGUUUUUACCCUGUGUCCCGCUGGCCCAGUUCCACCCUGAAUGGGGGAUACACUGUUUAGCAUGGGAUAUGUGUGAAGGCGAGGGAGUCAGGGGGAUACACUAUAUAGCAUGGGAUAUGUGUGAAGCAGAGGGGAUCAGGGGGAUACACUAUAUAGCAUGGGAUAUGUGUAAAGCCGAGGGAUCAGGGGGAUACACUAUAUAGCAUGGGAUAUGUGUGAAGCAAAGGUAUCAGGGGGAUACACUAUAUAGCAUGGGAUAUGUGUGAAGCAGAGGGAAUUAAGGGGAUACACUCUAUAGCAUGGGAUAUGUGUGAAGCCGAGGGAGUCAGGGGGAUACACUGAGAUACAUGUUCAGAAAAGGGAAGGGGGGACAUUACAUUGUUGUUACAUGUACAAUGAGUGGGAUAAGUACAAGUGGGAUAAGUGUGCAGACAGAAUAAAUGAGUUAUCAUAUAAUAAAAGUCAGGAUACAAAGUCCAUGGUGUGAUGUCAGAACUGGUAUCCUGAUGUGUUGCUCUUUGUCCAGUAGAGAGUGGAAGAGGCACAUGCAAUAAAGUAGCAGUAUGACAGCAGCAGACUGAUGCUCCAUUCUGCCACAAGAGUGUGCUUGUGAGGUGUUUUGCAUUUUUUCCCCUGCAAACCAGAAUUAGCCGGUAUGGCUAUGAAAGAGUAGAGAUUUUAAACCGAAGCCUACACCAGUGCAAUAAGAGGAAAAGCGGGUAUGAGGCAGAACAAGGAUGACCUGAGGCUUUUUCCUCGGUUCCCAAUCAGGCUGAAUACAAUGUGCACAUGCAGAAGGACCAGCAGGUUGACAAGGGGAGCUGUGAGGUCAGAUAAAGCAAGUUCUUCAUGGACGAGGGUGUGAAACUCUAGGAGGAGAGAGAGUCUCUGCAGCUUCUGUGAACAAACCAGGACAAGCGCAGGAUGUGCAGCGCAGGAGCAGACAUGGGAAAGGAGUUGGGCAAAGAUGUGAAGACCAAUACACGGAUGAAGAAAGCGAACCCCAACAUUGACAGGGGGUGGGCAUGGAUGGUGGUGCUAUCAUCUUUCCUUGUCCAUUUGCUGAUAAUGGGAUCACAGAUGGCACUUGGGAUUCUCAAUAUGGAAUGGCUUGAAGAAUUUAACCAAAGCAGAGGUCUGACAGCCUGGGUCAGCUCCCUUAGUAUGGGCAUUACUUUGAUUGUUGGUCCAAUUAUCAGCUUAUUCAUUAAUACCUGUGGGUGUCGAAAGACUGCAAUGAUUGGAGGGUUCUUGACUUCCCUUGGCUGGGUGCUGAGUGCUUAUGCCCCUAAUGUGCAUUUUCUGUUCUUCUCAUUUGGUGUGACUGCUGGUAUUGGCAGUGGGAUGGUUUAUCUACCUGCAGUUGUCAUAGUCGGGCAGUAUUUCCAGAAGAGACGUGCACUAGCGCAAGGUCUGAGUACUACGGGUACCGGAUUUGGGACAUUCUUAAUCACAGUCCUACUGAAGUACCUGUGCAGGGAGUUAGGCUGGAGGAAUGCCAUGAUUAUUCAAGGUGCUGUCACACUAAACCUGUGUGUGUGUGGUGCGCUCAUGAGACCACUAGACCAUGAUGAGGAACACUUGAAAGACCAUGAAGAGGCUGCAGGUGACCCCCAAGAUGCCAAGGAAGGUACCUUGUUGAAUGACGAGGCCAUAAAAGCUAACAGAGAGUUACGUGAAGGAGACGAGGAAACAGUGAGUGCCAACACUGCUGUAUCACAGAGCAAGGAAGAAACAAGAAAUUACAUAAUUAUUAAUGAUAUGAACAAGCAUAGCAUCAUGAAGACCCUAACCCAGAUGACUGUGGUUGUAAGAUCUGGCUUCUUUGCCUGGUAUUCCAGCUACUUUGGAGCAGCAUCCCUUUUCACAAAUAAAGUCUUUGUUGCCUUUGUCUUUUGGGCACUACUGGCCUAUUGUAGCUUUGUGAUUCCGUUCAUCCACCUGCCAGAGAUUGUGGAGAUGUAUGGCCUGACAGAGCAGAACAACAUUUUCUCCCUCACCUCCAUCAUUGCCAUUGUCCAUAUUUUUGGCAAAAUCAUUUUAGGUUUCCUUGGUGACCUGCCAUGUGUUAGUGCCUGGAAUGUCUUCAUUGCAUCCAAUUUUACCCUUGCCGUGAGCAUCCUUAUUCUGCCACUCAUGCAUGACUACUCCACUCUGGCUCUGGUCUGCGCUCUCAUUGGCUUCUCCAGCGGAUACUUCUCUCUUAUGCCUGUUGUCACUGAAGAUUUAGUGGGGAUCAAGCAGCUGGCGAAUGCCUAUGGCAUCAUUAUCUGUGCUAAUGGAAUUUCAGCACUUUUGGGACCACCUUUUGCAGGCUGGAUCUAUGACUUCACCCAGAAAUACGAUUAUUCCUUCUAUGUUUGUGGCUUGCUGUACAUGGUGGGAAUCGUUUGUCUGCUUCUAGAGCCCUGUCUGCAAUCAAAAGACCGACCAUCAAAAAAAUUAUCUGGCAGCCAAGAGGCCUGAAUAUUCCAAUAACUCUUUUGUUGCUGGAAGACAAGGGCCGGAGCCAGAACAUUGUGUAGAUGUGUAUGCAUGUUGCAUACACCCCUUUGUUUCUACUGCUUUGUUAUGUUGGGGAUUGGAACAAGAUGGGAGUUGCUGUAGACUCUUGGAAGCAAUCCUAGCAAAUAUCUUUACAAUUCAGUUAGUUAAGUUCUCAAAAAACUCUAUUUUCAGACCAGAGUGUUCCAGCCAUUACUACAGAGUCCACAUACAAUGGUUUGAUUAUUCCAUUCUAGGUAGGUUUAGGCUAGAAAAUAACUAAUCAAACUAGUCGCCAGUCCACUAAUACUUAUACUAUACACAUGGGAAAACCAGUACUGUAAGCUAUUGUUUUCAGGCCUUGGUACUAAAUUUUCCCGACUUGUGGCACCACCUCCUUUCUUCUUACAGCUCAGGGUAUCUCCCAUGGCCAGUGCAGCUUCCCAUCAUAGAACUGCCGCCAUGCUGAGAGCAUCACAGGACAGGAGAGGCUGCAGCAGUUGCACCCGCUACUCCCCAAUAAGUUGUCACAGUAGAAAAUUUUCAAAUUCAUUGCUUAGCUUAUCUAAUGUCCUGCAAAGUUUAGGGAGCAAGUGAAAAUGAUAGCACAGUUGGAAACUGACCUAUUGCCUGUGUUGUACAUGUAGCUUUUAACCCCAGUAAGUAAGGCUCCAUCUCUGUGGGUCAGUGUAUGGGUUGGCUGUUAAAGGGCCCAUCUAUUGACAUGGGCCUAAAGUAGUCUUAAUCCUCUGCUGCUAUUCACCUUUGCAAAAUGCAUGAUGAUAGCAAGCUCAGGUGUUUAACAGCCUAAGUCCAUUUGGAAAGCUAAUUGGUCAGAAGGGUACGGAUUGUAUAGAAAUGCAAAUGUAUGAAGCACGUUGGCCCCUACUUUACUUUAGCUUGGUGCUCAGUCUGGGGGGAUCAAACAGUCUUAAUGAAGUUGCUUCCACUAUACCUUCGCUUUUUGUAGCGUCGGGUGCAGGCUGCUUCCCUACUGUCAAAGGAACGGGAUACUCCCACAGAAAUAACGCUGCAGCACUCCGAAAAUGGUGAUGUUUCUGGCUCCUGCCCUUUCUGAAGCUUGAGAGCCUGAAACGUCACCUAAUCUUUGGCACAAAUAAACUCAACUCAGCUUAAUCAACAUUUUCGGAGUGCUGCAUGUAAUUUUUUUGGCAGUCUGGGGGGAUCGGCACAUAGCCAAAUGUAUAUCCCAUAGAGGGGAGCGAAUAACAAAAACCAACAGCUUUGUUUAGAUAGCGAGACAGACCAAAUACUGUUAUAUUCUGUCUUUGUUCAAAUUUAUGAAACCACAUAACUGUAUUUGUUCCAGUGACAUUGCAAAUGGAUGCCAUUGAGAUUCCUUCUAGUCAUUCUAAAUUUAGCCAACAUUAUGCCAUACGGUAAACAGGUCCUUUGCCUAUACAGUGUGGCAUGUGGUUUGAUGGACUAUUACUUGUUUCUACUGACUCAGGAGUCAACAUGUGAUUUAGAUUUUUUUUUUAGUUAGUGGGACCAUAAAAUAAAUCAUUACGUUAAUGCAGAUUUAGAUUGAUGGCACCCCAAUGGACACCGUGCACAUCUGGAGUGAUGCACUUAAUGCUUGUCUAAGGCAGAUAUUUAUUGCAGGGCCCCUGUGUUGUGGCCCCAGAGUGCUGUGCUAACAAAUAUACAAAAGUCACUUGGGUGGAGAGCCUGCCAGGACAGUCAGUGUGGAGGGGUGCAAUUGUCAAGUGAAGGGCAAUUUUGGGCCUACCCUGCAUGAAUGAGCCUUAUUGUCACAUAAUUAAAAAGUGCAUCAGAGAAGCAGUGUUAUAUACUUGUGUAUUUUUCAUUCGGGGGUAGGCAAUACAAUGAGAGAAUAAGACAUAUUCUAGGUUUCAAGAGUUUUACAUGACUUGUGCAGUUCCUCCCUGGAUGGAGAUGCCAAACUGGUAGAUAUUAAGAUCUUGAACGAAUACCAUCCCUCAUUAGCUUACUGUUGGGGGUUUCUGAACUUGAAGUUGACAACAGCUGAAGGGCUGCAUGAGAACUAGGCUUCUGUUUAGCUAUAGGGCCAAUACAUUUCUCAAAUUUUUGUGCUGCCACACUGGAGUGCCAAUCUGUUCCAAUUCAACAAGCUGUUUAUAAUCGGGACAUAUGUAGGGCAGGAGACAAAUAUAUAUAGGGGUGCGGAGUAUUGCACUUUAUGUAGGAAAAGAAUUAUGUCCUACAUGCAACCCUCAAGCAGAACUACAACCUUAGCUAAGCUCUUGAAAGAAUGGCCUUCUGCCCUCAUGUCUGGUUCAUUGUUGGAAUCUUUAUGUUGCUAUCUGUUGCACUGUAUGUACUGUAUUCUCCCGCAUUCACUGUACAGCACUGCAAAUAUGGUGGCACUUUAGAAAUCAAUGAUAGCUGUCAGAGGGGCUGCUAGGAGUUGCAGCUAGACAACAACUGGAGGCUGGAUAUCCCUGAUACAUGUACUGAAAAUACCAAUUGUUAUACAAUAUGUCCUUUGUACUUUUAGCAAUAUGUUGUCCAAGGGGCCCUGGGAUUCAUUUUCUCUCUGCUGACUAAUAUAAUAUGUGAUUUUGUUUCUUGGUGUUUGUGUAAGUAAAGUAAUCCUAAUGUACUGGCAUUAUAUCUCUGUAAUGGAAAAUGGGCACAAGACCUUAGGAUGCAUUGUCAAAGUGAAGCCUCUCUCAGGAGACAAGUCACGUGCUGCUAAUAAAGGCAAAAUAAUCCAGUUGGAUUUAAAUGUU
Molecule: messenger RNA, 5239 nt
Organism: Xenopus laevis (African clawed frog)
Lineage: Eukaryota; Metazoa; Chordata; Amphibia; Anura; Pipidae
Gene: slc16a14.S
Product: solute carrier family 16 member 14 S homeolog
Exons: 5
Coding region: 942-2483 (513 amino acids)
Biological process (GO): transmembrane transport; monocarboxylic acid transport
Cellular component (GO): plasma membrane
Molecular function (GO): monocarboxylic acid transmembrane transporter activity; transmembrane transporter activity
Source: RefSeq, a predicted model, not a curated record